This is a messenger RNA of Daphnia carinata, 1234 nucleotides long. Its product is annotated as probable ATP-dependent RNA helicase vasa-like. The coding region runs from base 1 to 669 and encodes 222 amino acids. The record is from RefSeq and is a predicted model, not a curated record. Lineage: Eukaryota; Metazoa; Arthropoda; Branchiopoda; Diplostraca; Daphniidae. The transcript has 8 exons. Gene Ontology annotation, molecular function: nucleic acid binding; ATP binding; zinc ion binding.
AUGUCACAAAUAUGGGGAAGGGGACAUCUCUCGAAGGAUUGUCUACAAGGGGGCGGUGGUGGAAGUCGUGCCUGCCAUGAGUGUCAUGAAGCUGGCCACACCUCGAAAGGCUGCCCUAAUCUAUUCAGUGAAUUGACGGAAGAUGGAAAGCCGCGUGAGCAAUACAUUCUGGAAGCUGUGAUAUACGAUGAAAAGGAACUGAAUAAGGGCAUCAUCUGUGGGGAACGCUUUAACAAUUUUGUUAAAGUUGUCCUUCAGAUUACAGGAAAAGAUGUACCUCAAUACUUAACACCAUUCGAAGAAGCCGGCCUGUGUCAACUACUAAACCAACACCUGUUCAGAAAGCUUCAGUUGCAGGCGUCGUACUUGGUACCGGUUUUGAACAUAUUGUUAGAACAAGGUGUUGCUGGUGCGUCUCAUGCCAUGGGGCAAAAGCCAGAAGUUGUAAUUGUCGCACCCACUCGUGAAUUGGCCAUUCAAAUUCACCGCGAAGCGUGUAAAUUCUCCUGCAGUUCAGUUUUAAAGUUUGUGAUUAUAUAUGGAGGAACUGUCACGAGCCAUCAACGGUCAAAUCUUCAAGCUGGGUGCAAUAUUCUUGUCGCGACCGCGGGGCGAUUCAAGGAUUUUCUCGACGGUGGAGUAUUUGACUUCUCAGGGGUCAGGUUUUAAAUUUUGGACGAAGCUGAUCGAAUUGUCAACCAUCCAACGGUGAAUCCGAAAGGAAUCCGUCGUGUUGUAUAUUUUCGGCUACAUUCCCAGAUGAAGUAGAAGCGCUGGCUGCGACGUACAUGGAAGACUACAUCUUCGUCACAACAGGCAUUGUCGAUGGCACCAAUCCGGAUGUUGAACAGUGGUUUUUUCAGUGCUCGAAAAGAGAUAAGAGAGCUAAACUGAUCGAAGUUUUACAAGAUCUCGGUGAUGCCAAGACUAUCGUUUUUGUCGACAGCAAAAAGACGGCGGAUUUCGUCGCUGCAUUCUCGUGCAAUGACAACUUACAAUCUACCAGCAUCCAUGGUGAGCGUCAACGAAAAUCGUAAAUGUCUCUUCCGAAGCGUCUGUCAGAAAAAUAUACUAGCAAUCAACUCACGAAUCAUAUGAACAAUAAAAGCCGAUGUCGAGGUGACGAAGAAAACAACACGUCGAGGUGCUGUCAAACGUGUCUCCGUUCCGGAGAAGGAAGCGCCGGAAGGCAAAAGGCGUCGUGGUGAAACGAAAGCCAAUAAAUACGUUGCUG